Molecule: messenger RNA, 2302 nt
Organism: Rotaria sp. Silwood2
Lineage: Eukaryota; Metazoa; Rotifera; Eurotatoria; Philodinida; Philodinidae
Source: the annotation of a GenBank genome assembly
AUGGCUGCUAUGAAAAAGGUUGCUGAAUCAAAUAAUGAAUUAACGAUUGAAGAACGUAAUUUAUUCUCAGUUGCCUACAAAAACGUGAUUGGUACGUAUCGAGUACCAUGGCGAACUAUAUCGGCCAUUGAACUGAAAGACCAAGACUCCGAACAUAAGCAACAAAUGGUUAAGAAAUAUCGCAAAAAGAUCGAAAAUGAAAUGAAAGAUGUUUGUCAAGAGCUUUUGACUCUACUUGAUAAACAUCUGAUUCAAAAAGCAACAACAGCUGAAUCGAAGAUAUUCUAUUUAAAGAUGAAAGGUGAUUAUUAUCGAUAUUUAGCUGAAAUAACCAUGGGCGAUGAACGACAAAAAAUGGCUGAAGGAUCACAGCAUGCAUACGAUGAUGCCUUCGAUUUGGCUAAAAAUCAAUUACCAGUAACACAUCCUAUCCGACUUGGUCUUGUGCUUAAUUUUUCUGUCUUCUACUACGAGAUUCUCAAUAAACCGGACAUAGCUUUGCGCUUAGCCAAACAGACAUUUGAUGAUGCUUUGGCCGAACUAGAUUCGAUCGAUGAACAUUCUUACAGAGGUAGGAGAAGCAAAACUCAUUGAUUGAUAAUUGAGAACAAAACUAAUUUUUCAUUCCUCAUCUUUUAGACAGCCAACUUAUCUUGCAACUGCUCCGAGACAAUAUCACUGUAUGUUAUUUUCUUUUUAUUGAUGAAUUCAUACGUAUAUGAAUUUUGUAGCUAUGGACUAGUGAUGAACCUGAAAUCGAUAAUACGAAUCAACCUGAUGAAGAUCAGUAACUGUACGGCAUAUACUAUUCAUUUCUUUUCUUGUACCAUUUUUUUUUAUUCAUAACGAUGAUCUCGUGUGUUGUAACAAAAAAAUAAAGAAAUUUUAAAAAAGAAAAAAAGCUGUUAGUGCAAUCUAUGCAGCAUUAAAAUAUUCUCGAAGUCAAUGAAUCCAUAAUCGUAAAGGUUUUAUAGGUAUAUAUUGAUCAUUCGUGACAAAAUCUUAGUUUUAUGAAGGGUGUGGGUGUGGGGGAAUAAAAUAAAAGACAUGACCAAUACCCACACGCAGACUCAAGUAAAAAAAAUGAAAAUAUUUUAAUGCAGCUUCAUCCAAAGAUGAAAUUUUUCUGAGGCUAUCGCAGAAGUUACAGGAAAUGAUAGAGCAAAUCAUGUCACAUAGAACUUGAAACAUUCUUCUGGCUAACAGACUACACUAAUCGACGAUCUUGUCUGUUUCUUUCCAGAUUCUUGUUUUUCUUGACUUUCAGACAAGAUUCCUGUAUUCAGGCAAGAUUCUUUUCCACAGGAAAGUAAAAAGAAUCCUGCCUGAUUGAUCAGAAAUAAAAGAAUCAGGCAAGAAUCUUGUCUGUUAUUCAAGAUCAGAAGCAUCUUGUCAGAAAAUUAUGAAAAAACAGAAGCUGGAAAGAAAUAUAAGAUAUUUUAAAUUUCUUUGUGUUCAGAGAAGAUUCUUUUCUAUAGGAAGAAAAAGAUUCUUGGCAGCUUUCCAAGAAAAACCAACACGUGAUGUCUUUGUGUGUUAGAAUAUAUAAAAGAAACGUUGGAAUAUUAUUUGUUCAUUUUAUUGAUGUGCAAACUAUAGUAUAAUUUCACUCUGAGUAUGUACCUUUGCUAGAAUUGUCAUUUUAUUCGAACGACAUCUGAUAGCUCUUCGUUUCGAUUGGAUAUAGAGAUAACAAUGAAUUAUACAAUAGCGAUUUUUUUCCAAAGAAUUACAUUUUUAUUGAACGUAUUUCGAUAUUCUGCUAAUCAAUAUCUUUCUCUUUAUUUCAUUUUAUAGAUCGUCUUGCAGCAUUUAUAUUUUUUUCUGCAUGAAGAAAAUUCCGAUAAUUUGUUCAACUUUUUUUGCUGGACGAUGCUGUUAAUAAAUUAGGUAAGCUCAAUAUGUACUUAGUUUCUUCUUUUUGGCUCAUAUGUCAUCUUUUUUUAGAACCAUCGUUACAUACAGGUAAACAACGACGAGUGUAGGGUGUGGGUGUGACGAAAAGAUUACUCACACCCACACCCACACCCACAACCACAUCCACACCCACACUCCACACCCACACCCCCACACACCCACACCCACACCCUCAAUGAUGAUUGAUUGAUUCAUCUUUAUUAUUCUUAAUCAAAUUAGGAAGAACUAAAUAUUCAAUGGAUAGUCACAAGACACUGAAUACGAAUUUUAUAUGAUAUACUUUUUCUUCCUUUUAUCUUUCGAUGUUUGAAUUUUUCAUUCAGAAAAACAAAAUGAUAUGCUUCGUUCGGGAAUCGAACCCAAGACAUGAUAGCUGGUUAACCGG